Coregonus clupeaformis (lake whitefish) is the source of this 4321-nucleotide messenger RNA. RefSeq names its product pre-B-cell leukemia transcription factor 3. Gene Ontology annotation, molecular function: RNA polymerase II cis-regulatory region sequence-specific DNA binding; DNA-binding transcription factor activity, RNA polymerase II-specific. The record is from RefSeq and is a predicted model, not a curated record. Bases 1175 to 2593 code for a protein of 472 amino acids. The transcript is spliced from 11 exons. Gene Ontology annotation, biological process: regulation of transcription by RNA polymerase II; brain development; neuron development. NCBI's taxonomy places the organism in Eukaryota, Metazoa, Chordata, Actinopteri, Salmoniformes, Salmonidae. Gene Ontology annotation, cellular component: nucleus.
UGACCAUACCAUAGCCCUGAAAAGCAAAGAGUCUAUGCAAUUCAUUAUCAGUUCUGUAUCAAACUAUAUAAAAAUCUGAAUAGGCCUGUGCCUUUUUUUUUUUUUUUAACACUUUAAUGUUUUAUUCUGUGUGGAAUGACAGCAUUUUGGUGCACGUGCACUCGUGAGGCAUACGACGUGUGGAACUCCACCAUUAUUUCGUAAUUAUAAUCACCAUCUCAAGCAAUGCUCUAGCAUUUUGUUUUCGGGGGUUCCAGAGAAGUGACAAGAAUAUAGACCCCUCCUCUGAUGGGCGGAGCGUGCAUUUGUAUUUCGAUUUUGUCCUUUUUUUCUCCAGCUCUUGCUCUGACACGUUUGCACUGAGUGAGUGGCAUUGGCACACUGUCAAUCGCUCACUACCGCUGCCAUCAAACAACAUAAAGCACACAGAGGCAGAGGCUCCCGCUCAUAAAUUUCAGCAGGCAGAUAUUUUUGCGCAUCGCUUUACAGCGUGUAGCCUAAUUAAUUUCUCGCUGUUCUUUUUUCUAUAAUUUUUACACUAAUGCAAACAUAUAUAUAUAUUUUUAAUAAUUGCAAUACAUUUACAGGUAGCAGGUAGGCUUACUAAUUUACUACCUAAGUGUUGUAUUUUGUUCUUAAUUAUUAUUUUUCAUUCACUUGCUUAUUGUUUAUUUUCACUGGAUAUUUUGUUUCCUGCUGACAAUAAUGGGGAUUUGAACAUUUUCAAGAGGAAUUGCACGAGGAAACAUAAUCAAAAGAAGACGGCUAAUAAAUGACAGAUCAGCAAGGAGCAAUCAUACACAACACGUCAACUCAAAAGAGAAAGACGAAUUGACAAGAGGACUCGUGCAGGAUACGAGGGACAGCGGCUGUCAUUUUGACAAAUAAGUUUUGAACAAUUAUAGCUUAUGCAUUUUCGGAAAAAAACAUUCAUACACACACUUCGGACCGUGCAUAAAGAAGGAAGAUUGCAAGAAAGUGAUUAACGUUACUUGGACACGCGAUAUUGAUACCAUUACUGGUACUCACCUAGCCUAUUUAUUUUUCUUAUAGGCUACGCGUAAGCGCUAUAUCAUCAAUAUACAGCUCUCUAACGCAACGCAUGUUGUAAUUGUUUUUUUGUAUGUGAGUUUUUCAAGCCAAGUUUCCAUUUGUGAUUCUGUUUCGGCUGACUAUGGACGAACAAGCCCGGAUCAUGCAGGCUCUCGGCGGUGUCAGCUUGGCUGGCCACUCGAUACAAGGAGGCAUGGCACUGCCGCCUCCACAUGGACACGAUGGGAUAGAUGAUGGGAGAAAACAAGAUAUCGGUGACAUCCUGCAUCAAAUAAUGACCAUUACUGACCAAAGUCUGGACGAGGCGCAAGCAAAAAACAGGAAACAUGGACUGAACUGCCACAGAAUGAAACCUGCACUCUUCAGCGUCCUCUGCGAGAUCAAAGAGAAAACAGGCCUCAGCAUCCGUGGUGCCCAGGAGGAGGACCCUCCCGACCCCCAGCUCAUGCGCCUGGACAACAUGCUGCUGGCGGAGGGCGUGUCAGGACCAGAGAAAGGGGGUGGAUCUGCCGCUGCCGCCGCUGCAGCCGCAGCCUCGGGCGGGGCCUCAGACAACUCCAUCGAACACUCAGACUACAGAGCCAAACUCACCCAGAUCAGACAGAUAUACCACACAGAGCUGGAGAAAUACGAACAGGUUGGUGCGUGUAACGAGUUCACCACCCAUGUGAUGAACCUGCUGAGGGAGCAGUCCCGCACGCGACCCAUCUCUCCCAAAGAGAUAGAACGCAUGGUGGGCAUCAUCCACCGCAAGUUCAGCUCCAUCCAGAUGCAGCUCAAACAGAGCACCUGUGAGGCCGUCAUGAUCCUGCGCUCCAGAUUCCUUGAUGCCAGGCGGAAAAGGAGAAACUUCAGCAAGCAGGCGACGGAAAUCUUGAACGAGUAUUUCUACUCGCACCUCAGCAACCCAUAUCCCAGUGAAGAAGCCAAAGAGGAGUUGGCCAAAAAGUGCAGCAUUACAGUAUCCCAGGGGGUGGGAAGCACCAUCACAGUAUCACAGGUAUCCAACUGGUUCGGCAACAAGAGAAUCCGGUACAAGAAGAACAUAGGCAAGUUCCAGGAAGAAGCUAACCUGUACGCUGCUAAGACUGCAGUAACAGCAGCGCAUGCAGUGGCCGCCGCAGUGCAGAACAGCCAGACCAACUCCCCUACCACACCCAACUCCGGAUUCCAGAUGAAAGAUGAAGAAUUUCAGCUGGACUCUGCAGAGAGCAAAAACACUCUUUUAACCAACAUGUUUACUGGUUCUUCAGGUUCUUUUAACCUCCCAAACUCUGGGGACAUGUUCUUGAGCAUGCAGUCUCUGAAUGGGGAUUCUUACCAAGGGGCACAAGUUGGAGCCAAUGUGCAGUCACAGGUGGAUACCCUGCGCCAUGUUAUCAGUCAGACGGCAGGAUACAGUGAAGCUCUAGGGGGGAACACUAUGUACAGUCCACACGGCUUGAAUGCUAAUGUGGGAUGGCACGAUACAACCACUCCAUCUGCUGUAAUCUCCCCAACAGAAGGACCUGGAAGUGUGCACUCUGAUACCUCAAAUUGAUCUCUGUUAUCGAUGCAUCUGAUCCCCAAGCUGUAAAGCCUGAACUUUCACUGACUGACCAACCAGAGAGGAUAAACAAAACUUUUUUUCAGAACUAAUUGUCUUCUGCAUCUACCAGAGUCCUCACCCCCCUCGCAAUGACUUUCUACAAUAUGGACACCUGAUGUUUUCUUGGUAGUUCAGUGAAAUCGUCACUCAAACUUCAUCAGUCUCAUGAUUAUAAUUCACCAUUGCUUUAGUUAUGUUUGUCAUUUGAAGGGGUAAGCACGUACUGUACAAAUCAAACAAGACCCAGAUCUUUAUUGUGUAACAUUCAUUUCAAUUGACAAUUGAUUUAAGAAAUAAUGUUUCCCAAGCUGAAAUUAUUCCCAGUGCUGAGUGUAUGACAUUAUGUGUUGUCAUAGGUAUUCUAAAACGUUUUGGUUUUGAAAUGCAAUAUAUAUAUAUAUUUCCUAUCUUUUUUCUUUUUUGAUCAGUCAAUUACCUUGACUCUUGGUCUCUUACCGUAUAUUGGCUAACAAUGUAGCGGUUCUAUCACUGAAUGCCAGGAGUGAUGUUUGUCUGUAAUGUUGUACAGCAACUAAAAAAGGCUCCCGUUGUAAACUCACUGGCAGCUUGGGAGAGUUACUUUCAAUAUUAGUUAUGCCUUACAACCACCAGUUUGAAAUCCAUUAGCAGUCAUUGACAGUAGAAGUUCAUUGACAAUGGUAAUGGGAUAACUCUGUAUUUUACAAACUUGGGACAUAUUUCACAGUUAUCAACAAAAAUAGCAUAAAAAGACUAGAGUGAUUGUCAAGCAUAGAAAAGCAUGAAAGUCAUGUGAUAUUUAAAUGUGUUUUUUUGACGAUGGGUUGAAAUAGUCAUGGGUCUAACCGUAAAUCCAACCAGUUAUAGCACUUCCUUUUGGCACGUGACAAGAUACCAGUCACACAAAAUGUGUUGUAUAUAAUAUAGCUUAAGAGUAUUUAUACAUCCCACCAAUCAAUACACAGAUUUAUUACCUCAUUCAAACUCAUAGAAACCAAUAGAUUUUCAACAUUUCUAUAGCUUAGAGUGCUCAUUUACUACCUCUAAACAAUAUCACUACCAUCGUUUUUGUCUUUUUAUUUAACAUUUUUAUUUAGUUAUUUUGAUUACAUCUUGUAAUAAACUCUUUGUUUUUGUUCAUGUAAUCUAAUGUAUAUUUUAAUCUUUUAAGAAAAUAAAGUUGCUUUGUUGCAACUAUAAAAACACAAAAACAAGAAAAUUGAUGAUGUUAACAAUAAUAUUAAUACUAAGAAUAGUGAAAACAUUCAAUUUAAAAGAAUAAGAGGGAGAGGUGCAAAAUUGUUGGUUGGUGGAUUUUGAGGGAGGGAUGGGAGAACGUUGGUCAUAAAUUAACACCAAACAGUAAAACUGUUGUAAAUACUGAAGAACAUUUUAAAUGUUUCUCAUCUUGUUACUAAUUCACACAAAAAAACAUUAUAAAAACUGUAAUGCAUAGAGGUUUCAGUAUUCAGAACUCUACAUUUCAAGCUCUGUUUCACAGGGUUCAAUCUUUCUUUGUCUUUUUUUGUAUUGUAUGUGAUUCUGAAACAGAUAAAGUCAAGACAAAUUAUUUGUGGCAGUGAUUCUAAUGUAUUAAAAAUGUCUAGUGUUUCUUUCUAACCAGACUACACCCUGGACUGAAAAGUCUUUCUUGUGGUAGUUAUGUGUAAUUUCAAACAUGAAUAAACUUUUUGCUUUCAA